CGCUAACUAAACUUCCAUUAAUCCUCCUCUCCCUUUCAUUGCCACGCUCUUUGUGGCUCCUGAUCUUAUCUUCACCCACGGGACUCUUAUUAAUGCUGUAUCUCCAUCGUAGCUCCUCCGGGCGUUACGGUAUACCGGUGACCACAGGCCUCCGGCGCAAGUUGAGCAACUUGUGCGCGAUGAGGACAAUUUGAGAACCCAGGCAUAAUUUUCCACAGGCGGCAUCCGAUUUCUCUUUGAAGCCGUUUGGAAUUUUGACGAGCUACAAGGUCUUUAAUCUCCCUCCAGACCUACAUUUCAAGAAAAGGGGAAGAAACUCUUACGCGUAGAACCCAAAACGCCUUUCCAGUACACUUCAUCGAGCAAUGCGCAAGAUAUGCAGACGCAACUAUUUUCGUAGCUGCAGCUGUUGCGAAGGAGAUUUGUGCUUUCUGAUUUCUAAGCGCAGAAAUGCAAAUGUUGCGAGCAUUCGAAAUGCAUCACAUCUUCAUCCGAGUGUUAUUGGAUUUGUCUCAUUGCUAGACACAUGUGGCUUGCUUUGCAUCACCGAUACGGGGUUUGGGAGGCACCACCACCUUCCAAACCACGAAAUCUCGCAGCUUUUUCUACGUGUCCCACGUAGAGGGCCAGUACAGUAGAGCGUUAAUGGAGCGUCUCGGAGUCAGGCCAUCUACGAUCGAAUGGCAGGCAGACUUGGUAAACGGCCGGGCUUGUCGACCGUUCCUCGUCCUCCAGGUGUCCACUUUCGUCCACAUCGUCGACAUUCUCCUUUGCUCGUAUCAUGUAGCCAAUGCCCGCUGAUUUCAUUUAUUAGCCCAAGGCUUGGCUUGGCGAACUUGCGGUCAUGCUGCUGCCGCCGUCGUUGCUGCUCUCAGUCACCGGGAAGACUUUGGAUGCCAGUGGUCUCAGGGGUCUGCUGUUCUCUUCAGUUGACCGCAAAGACCUUUUCUCGACCUUUUUGUCUUUUCGACUCUCCCCAAUUUCCAACGCCCAGCAGCGGUCCGGAAAUGCUCGGACGACAUUGGCAUCUGCUUUCUGCGGCUUUCGAGAGCCGAAUGAUGGUUUCCUGCAAAGAAAUGAACGAGAGCGAGCGAGGUUUUGGAUUCAUGCCCUCGACCAAAUUCAUGUGUCAGUUCGAGGGGUCCGGCAUCUUUUGCGUGGACCAUGGAAUCAUUCUCCUCAUCAAUCUCCGUUUGGAAGUGCAUGAAGCAAGGAUGCUGCAAACGAGACGGGGCCAUCGAUCUUCCCGUGCAAGGGAAGAGAGGAACAAACACCCCCGAAAGUUAGAAGAAGACAUUUCCAUUAAAGCAUCAUCACGUCUUCUGGGGCAUGGAUCAUAGACCCUUGCCAUAUCCUCAUAUUCCUCAUAUUCUCGUAAUUGAUAUCCGUGAGAGUUUCGCACCGAUCCAUGAAGGUACUCAAUGGAGCUGCCUGAGAAGAUGUGGGGAAGUGUGAAGCCUGGCGUGAGCAGUGAUCAUUGCCGAGGGCCAAGAUGGGCAAAGGGAACUCGUUUUCAUUGGCAUUUCGUGGCAGACUGCGGAGUGUAGGAGUUGCAUGAGACAGAUGUUGAGCGCGAAAGGGCGACGGUGCUGAUUCUGACCUCGAGAGCGUCAACGAAACGGUGUGGGCAAAGCGAGAAGUGAAAAGUGCUCUCGUUGGCAAUGAAUAAUGGUGCCGGAAUGAUUUCCUCGUCCCACCAGCCAGACGCUGCUCGUCUGUCGAAGCGUUGCUUUUUCAACGUCACGGAAUUUGGUUUCCACAUGUGUCAUUCCCCAGCUUGCUCUAUCCUUGUGGCGGUCUGUCUGCGGUUCCAGACUUUGUCCUUGUGGUACCACAUUUCCGCCAUCUGCUCCAAAAGACGAGAGAUAUGUUUAUAUGGAGGGCAACGUAAUGAUAUCCAGCGGAAAGGAUCCAGUACCACCUUUCCGCCAUGUACUCCACCAGAGUAGUGGUAUGUGGGGGAACCUCGUAGCAAGAACGUUCAAAGCGUGUAUGCCACUUUAUUGGUGCUGUAAUCUCCUCUGUUUUCAGUCCAGGAAUUUGGUUAAAUGCAAGACAAUGACUUUGGCACUAUAUGGUUGAUACUUUUCGUUUUAUACGCAUGGAACCAAACAUGUAAAGGUAAAAAUAUGUCUUCAUGCUCUCGAG
Messenger RNA from Marchantia polymorpha subsp. ruderalis, 2148 nucleotides. The record is from the annotation of a GenBank genome assembly. Lineage: Eukaryota; Viridiplantae; Streptophyta; Marchantiopsida; Marchantiales; Marchantiaceae.